AUAAAAUAAUCAAAUUGAGAAAUUAGAUUUAUUUCGUUCUUAUGGUCAUAAUGAUCAAUGUCUAAGGUCUAAAUUCUUUCCCAGUUUAUUACAUACUGCCUUAGAUGUAUGCCCUGUUUUAGUAAGGACAAACAAAAAUUUGCAAGGUAAUCCGAUUAUAGAUGUUGAAGCAAUCAUGCAGUUGGGGUUGAACCAACGAAGGUGGUGUUGAAAGUUUAUUGCUGUUCAAGGUGGUUGCUAUGGUUGUUGAUUUUAGGAGUAGUGGUGGGUUUGAGUUUUAAUAGUGACGGUGGUUGUGAUGGAGCCUACAGGUGAUGGUGGUGUUCUAUGAGAUGGUGCCUUGCUGGGGUGGUGAUUAACAUUGGAGUUUACCUAUGGUUUUUAGGAGUGGUGAUAAUGGUGUUUGGUGUGACGAUGGCAGCUCCGGUAAGAUGGUAUUGAUGAAGUUUACAGGUCUUCUGUAUCUAGUGUGAUACAAGCAUAGGAUACAUGUUGUAGGUGGUUGAGAAUAUUAAUUUUCCUAAGGUACAACAUGCAAUUUACAUGUGGUAGCUAGAUAGGGCAUAGUCUUCAUUUCCAAAAGUACAACCUGCAAUUUAAUAUGGUAGAUGCUAACUAUUACUACAAAAUCGUAGAGACGGUUCUACUUAGAACCAUAUCUAGGUCACCCAGAAAAUCACCCGUUACGAGAGGCCGUGACCAGGAUGAUUCGUCAGGAUGCCUUGAAGAUCUACAGGGAUAAAAAAGCAAAAUUCAAGAAGACUUGGUUCACUGACAGGGGUGGGUCACAGAGGCUGGCAGAACUGGAGGGUCAACCUCCGUAUGGGAUGCCUCCACAGGUGUGGAGUUAUCUACUGGGUUACUGGACCAACGAGCCCCGGAUGAUUGCUGCCCAAAGAAACACGACAAACAGGCAGCAACAAAAUAAUUUUGUCAGUACUCACGGUCGACAGUCAUACGCUCAGCGUGAAUGGCGUUACGAUGAAGAUAAUGAUGGGCGACGUGAGGAGCCGCCUGAGUUUUAUUUGCGGGCCCACACGAGACGAAAUGGGAUGGUGCAGGACGCAGUUAGGCCCAUUUAUGAGCGGCUUCUUGAUACCCACCAAAGACUUUCCCAAGUGCCCAAUACCCCGCCUACGCAGACAUAUGUGGACGCUUUAGGGACCCGAUCGAGACAUACUCGUGUGGUUGGGCGUGUGGUUAGGGGAACACGUGGACUGAAUGUCCCCCUCCCAGAGGAUAUAGAGCAACCCUUCCCAACCCAGCAGUCACCGUCCUUUAACGUCAGUGAUAUGUUCGCCCAGGGUAGCCCUUAGAGCCAGCCAUCAUUCGAGGCCGGGCCUAGCCCGUCAUCAUCCCAUGUUGGGCCUAGCUCGUCACGGGCCCCCACAUAGCGGUUGGGUAGUGAUAGUGAUAGUGAUAGUGAUAGUGAAAGUGAUUAGUUUUCCAUUUUUUUAUUGUUUGUAUUCAUCGUUUAACUGAAGUGUGAUUUCCUUUUGUAAUCUUGAUUUGCGUGAUAUAAUCAUUUGUAUUUUUUAUGUUUUUA
Molecule: messenger RNA, 1546 nt
Organism: Erigeron canadensis
Lineage: Eukaryota; Viridiplantae; Streptophyta; Magnoliopsida; Asterales; Asteraceae
Exons: 3
Coding region: 705-1316 (203 amino acids)
Source: RefSeq, a predicted model, not a curated record